Messenger RNA from Symbiodinium natans, 837 nucleotides. The record is from the annotation of a GenBank genome assembly. NCBI's taxonomy places the organism in Eukaryota, Dinophyceae, Suessiales, Symbiodiniaceae.
AUGCAGCAAGGCGUUCCAGCAGCAUUUGCUUUAGCGCUGGCCGGCAUGCUUCUCCUUGCCUCCGGAAAUCUCCUUGACAGCGCUGGCUUGAAGGAAGCAGAGAGGGCAGAGGAGGCGUGCUUCUCGGUGGUGGGACUGAUGGCGAGCUUGGAGCAGAAAUGCCAAGUGGCCAGCCAAUUCGAGCACUUGGUUGAUUACUCAGCUUGGUAUGUCCUGGAGCAGCUAGCUAGUCCGGGCUUUACCGAGUACACCUGGCUAGGGGAGCUGGCGCGGUCUCCGGUCGGGCAAGCCGUGAAGCAGAAGGCUCUUGAAGCUGGUGCAAGAACCACCCGUGCAAGUAUGGAUGAGGCAUGCGGCCAAUGUGAUGGAUUCGACUACGGGCACUUCUUCACGUCUUAUGCCACCUGCUACGCUCACACCCUCUGCAUGGCGGCUGGUUUGGGCGUCUUGCCCGUCGGGCCCGAAGAGUGCGCGGACAUGCUUGUCCCCUCUCUACAGCGCCAGAUGUCCAUGGUGGGUGGCACCUAUUGCCUGAAAGAACCAGGACAGGAUUUCUAUUGCCAAGAGCAGCGUGCAAGAUUGCACCUCGAGAAUCAAUCCUGCUACAACGACUUCAAGCUUGUGGAUGCCGGCUCCGACACGACAUGCCACUCAAGCCCGGAGUGUGCGCAGCUUUGGCUUUCCGAGCAGCGGCAGCACCCUCAUUGCACAGGCAAGAUUGCAGAGAUAUCCGAAGAAGUAUCUCGAAGCACUCCAGGCGGUGACCAUUCACAGAAGCUGCUGACAUUUCCAGACCGGUGUGUUCCAGCCAAUCGAUCCCAGUUUAUUGCGGUUUGA